Bombus pascuorum is the source of this 2043-nucleotide messenger RNA. Its product is annotated as sorbin and SH3 domain-containing protein 1 homolog. The transcript has 6 exons. Lineage: Eukaryota; Metazoa; Arthropoda; Insecta; Hymenoptera; Apidae. The coding region runs from base 421 to 1824 and encodes 467 amino acids. The record is from RefSeq and is a predicted model, not a curated record. Gene Ontology annotation, molecular function: protein binding.
UUGCAAAUUUCAAAUAAAUGCUUGAUACGUCAUAAAUUAUUUGGUAAUUGUUCUAAUUCUAAAGCGGUCACAUGUCUAUACACAUGUGAAACGAUAAGCGUAUAAUUAAGAAAUAGUUUCGUUGGUAGUCAUAACAUAACGUAAGGACAAACGGGUCCUUUUUAAUUACAAAAAUGAAACAUUACUGAUACAAUGAUUCAUUUUCUUUGACAAGUGAAAUCAUUCAAAAAUAACGAAAUGAAACAGGAAGAAACAGUUGUUUAUUUAUUUUAUUAACAUUAAAUCUUUAAACAAGAUAUUUCCAACGAUAUAUAAAUUAUUCGCCUAUAGAACUGUAGAAGUUAGUUGUUUAAUCAAUUUCUUUUAAACGUAUUAUCACAUCGUAAUAUAAGAUAUAGUUGCAAUCGUGUUGAAUGAAAAAUGGCUGCAAACGUAAAAACAGAAAUGCGAAUUCCUACACGUUCUGCUCCUCGUCCACCGAUUAAUCCAAAUUCGACGGCACAAAGAAACAUUAUUUGGAAUAGCACAAACAAUGUUUUUGGAUCUUCGUUAAUGCAACAACCUAUUCAGAAGAAAAAGCCACCACCUCGGCCACCGCCGCCAAAAUUUAAUCAAAAUUACUCGCAAACACAAAAGGAAAAGUUAAAAAAGCCAGUAAGACCUACAGAACUUUUGACUAAUCUUUUCGGAAGAAAGAAAAGCGAACAUUCGAGCAUAACACAGUUAAAUAGUCAAGUACACAAUACGAUAUUACAAUCGGAAAACACAAAUGGACCAAUUUGUCUAAUAGAUUUUAGUCCACCUGGAUCUCCGACAUUUACGACUCGAUCGAGUAGCGAUGGUGUUAGCAUUGAUAGCUUUGGCAGCGAUGGAAACUCAAAUCCAUCUGCAUUUACAAGUAGUGGGAAUACAUCUCAAACAGAAAGUGCCUUUGAAGAUGAUUUUGAUUUUUUUGGAAUAUCUAAUAAAAAAGCAUCGCAAAAUGAUCCAUGGAAAAUUAAUUCAACGACAGAUCCGUUUGGACCAUUGGAAGUAACUAAUCAUAAUACAUUACAAUCUGUAAAACAUGUGGGGGAUGCAAGCUUUUUUGCUUUUAAUACAAACAAUCAUACAAAUAACCAGGCAUCUUUCAAUCAAACAUCUUUGAAAAAUACUCAAUCAAUGCCAACUAUAAUUCGCGCAAAACCACCCAAACCCCCAGCUCCAAAAGUUUUACAAACGAAAAUACAGCGAAAGAUUAAUAACAUCGAAAUUGACUCAAGAUGUUCAAACAAAAUAGUGCCUUCUGCUAAACCAAUGACAUUAGAUUUAUCUAAUUCAUGGCAAAAUGAUUCUAAAGAUAACCCUUCACCUCCGAUGCCCACAAUACCACCACCUGCACCACCUCUGGAAUAUUUAGCAGAAAUAAAUAACGAUCUUUCAGUCAGCAAUGAAGAACCUUACGGCAUUGCUCUAUAUGAUUUUCCAUUAAUACAUGCGGACGAUUUACCUUUCAAGCAAGGUGAUAUAAUAUAUUUAAUUAGAAAAAUUAAUGAAGAUUGGAUGGAGGGUAGAAUAGAAAAUCAACAAGGAAUAUUUCCUAUUAAUUUUAUUGAUAUAAAAGUACCAUUGCCCGGUGUCCCAGACAAUAUAGUUACCGCUAUCUACCCUUUUAAAGGUGAAACACCAGAAGAUUUAGUAUUUGAUGAAGGAGAAAAAAUUACAGUUUUAUCAAGGAUAUCGCAAGAUUGGUUAUAUGGUGAGUGUAAAGAUCGAAAAGGACAAUUUCCGGUAAAUUACGUAAAUAGAAUCCCAUGUAAUCUUCCUUUACACAUGGAAAAUUAAUGUUUCGCAUGUUUUCUCAUAUUAUAAAUGAUUAUAUGUCAGUGAUUUGUAUAUUGCUAAUUUUAUUCUUACUAAUAUUUUUGUAAUGGUAUUUUCAUGAAGCAAGGAAUGAAAGAUUUAGAAUUUAUUCAGUCAUGGAUACUAAAUGGAGACUAAAUUUGUAGAAUUUCUAUUUACAACAAGACUGAGUUAUAUGCAAGUGUGCAUUGCCUUGUGAAA